AUGGAAGUGAUCAUAUCAGAGCCUGAUAUGGUGUCAAAAGGAUCUAAAUUUGCUUAUAGUGUUGGUCAUGUUUUAAACGAUCUAACUGCCUCAAUGUGGUUUUCAUAUUUGCUUGUAUAUUAUCAUCGUAUUGUGAAUUUUUCAAAUGCAUCUGCGGGCUAUUUGUUACUAAUUGGACAAAUAGCUGACGCCAUAUCAACGACAUUCGUAGGCUUUGAAUCCGAUCGCACGAGAACUGGUUUAUUUCAUUAUGGCAGAAGAAAAAGUUGGCAUAUUAUCGGUGUUAUUUGUGUACUUUGUUCAUUUCCGUUUUGUUUUAAUUUAUGCGUUGAGUGUAAAGAUAGUGAUUUAUGGGCACAAUUUAUUUAUUAUACAAUGUUUAUUAUUAUUUUUCAAUUUGGUUGGUCAUGUUCACAGAUUACGCAUUUAGCAAUGAUAAAUGAAUUAACACAUAAAGAUGAUGAACGUGUUGCACUUAACUCAUAUCGUUAUGCUUGGAGUGUCGUAUCAAACAUAUUUGUUUAUACAAUUGCUAGUAUUUUACUAGGUUUUCAUCCAAGUAAUGAUGAAACAGAUAUAACAUCAGUUGAUGCGCCCAUAUUUCGUACAUUAUCAUUUAUUGUUGUUGGUAUUGGUUUUAUUUGUAUGAUUAUAUUUCAUGUUUUUCUGAAAGAAUCUCAACAGCCAGCUGAGGAAACUGAACAUCGUUUACAAUUGUCAUUAACAUCCAGCGGAAGAUUAAAACGAAUGACAUGGAUACGUUUCUUACGCGAAAAACAAUUCUAUCAAUGUGGAUUCAUUUGGAUGUGUGCAAGAAUCAUUCUCAAUGUUACGCAGGUAUUUCUUCCAUUGUAUAUAAUCGACACAAUCUCGGUAUUAAAUCGAGUAUAUGUUGCUAUUGCUCCAUUAUGCUGUUAUCUCAGUGGUCUACUUGCAUCUUUUCCUAUGCGGGCAAUAAACAAAGCAUUAGGUCGAAAAAUAACAAUUAUUUUUGGUCUUUGCUUUAUAUUAGCUAGUGCAAUAUUAUUUUGGUUUAUUUUCGACUUAAAAGAUCAUCUACAAAUUGAAAUAACAUUAAUAUCAGCUUGUGUUUUACUCGGUAUCGGAACAUCAACAACAAACAUUUGUUCGUUUUCAUUAGCAUCUGAUUUAAUUGGUUUAAAUACAGAAUGUGGAGCAUUUGUUUACGGAAUAAUGUCAUUUGCAGAUAAACUUGCGAAUGGUAUCGUUAUUGCCACUGUUCAACAGUGGAAUCCGUGUACAUUGGCUUCAUCGACUACGUGUGCAUUGUAUUAUCGAUACAUAUUAACAUUUAUACCGAUUGGUGUUGCUAUUUUAACGAUUCUAAUGAUAUUAAGCAUGUGGAAAACAAAUAUUGGCGGUAAUCGUCAUGAAUUACACAAGGCGAUUAAUGCUGAAUAUAAUGGAACAAUUACUUUUUCUGAUAAUAAAUCGAACCGAGCGCAAUUUAUUUGUGUACCACCGGAUGCUUCUGUUACUCAUGUUAAGAAAUUAAUGCUUCGACAUUGGUGUAAAGAUAAACCAUCACUUGUUAUUUCGAUUACUGGUGGUGCAAAAAACUAUAAUAUGUCAGGAAAAUUAUUAAGAGCAUUUCGACGUGGCCUUCGAAAAGUGGCAACGACAACAGGAGCUUGGAUAAUUACAGGAGGUAUGAAUACAGGAAUCAUGAAACUUGUUGGUGACAUCGUUCCAACAAAUCCAAAUAAUUCGCGUCCAAUUCAUAUAAUCGGUAUUGCAACAUGGGGCUGUGUAUCGAAUUGUGAUCAACUACUUGUACAUGGAAGAAAUGUGCGUUAUUUAGAGGCCCGUUCUGAAGAGAAAGGUCAAGCACCACUUGAACCUAAUCAUACUGAGUUCAUUUUCAUCAACGAUGGGACUAAAAGAAAAUAUGGUGGCGAAAUAGUGUUUCGCGCGAAUCUUGAGCGAGCUAUUGCAGAAGGUUUUUUUGCACCGCAACCUUCACCAAAUCUAACGGAUUCCCUUCGAUGUCCAUCCAGAAGUAUAUCGACACGUCCAGAACCAUCAGAUCCAGUACCAGUGGUCCUACUUGUUGUUGAAGGUGGCCCAAAUACUGUUCGAACAGUUCAUGAAGCUGUUGUUAAAAAUAGCAUCCCUGCUGUUUUUAUUCAAGGAACCGGUCGUUGCUGUGAUUUAUUUGCUGAAGCAUUACAAGUUUACGAUAGAUGCCUUGCACAGCCUAAACAUAGCGCAGCAACUAAAAAUACACAACCAACGACUGUCCAAACAAAUAAUGAUGAAUUAAGAAAUAAACUUCAAAAAGCGCUCAAAGACAUUAUUUCGGACAUUAGUGGUGAGUCCGGUGCCAAGCCUGGCAAAAAAGCGCAAAAACCUACAGUUGAAUUGAAGCAACGUGAGUCUGUAACAGUCGAUUAUUUCGAAUUGGUUUAUGAAUGCGUUGUGACGCGAAGGAAUUUUCUAAGCGUUGUCAGUCUUAAUCCGCGUGAUCCGGUUGAGCCUGAUAUUGAUGUAGCUAUUUUAAAAGCUUUAUUAAACGCUACUUCGAGUUCUGAAUCGGUUACGACAUGCAACAACCGAAAAUAUGAGCAAUUUCGUCUAGCUUUGGAAUGGAAACGUCCAGAUAUUGUGAAAAACCUUAUCAUGACAGAUGAGGAAGAUUGGAAAAAUCCAUUGUUAACUGAUUUAUUUGAGAAAGCACUCAAUCGAAAGCAAACUGACUUUGUAAAAUUAUUUCUUGACCAUGAUUUUCCUUUAACAAAUAUAUUUGGAAGUCAAAGUAAACUUCUAUUACUUUAUGAAAAUAGCAUGAAAAUACCUCGUUCAAUUAAAGUUCUGCAUGAUGCUCCAUUAUUUACAAUUUACAAACACAUAAUUCAACCACUAAUAGGUGAUUUAUUUGAUAUUGAUGCUGCUUUAAACACUGGAAAACAAGCGUCUGAUACUCGUUUAAAUAUUCCUGCACUAUCUUCUUAUUGUGUACCAUGCGGAAGAAAUGCACAACGUGAAAGUGAAGCUGCUUCUGAAGGUAUUGAAAUUCCACCAAUAGAAAAUCAUUCCGAUUGCCAUAUCGAUGUUGACAAAGAACUUUUUAUCUGGUCUGUAAUCACAAAUCGACAUGAGCUUAAUCUUCUAUUUUGGGCACGCUGUAAAAAUAAAAUUUGCGCUGCAUUGGUUGCAGCAUUAGUCUAUCGAAAAUAUGCUCAUAAAAACCAUGACAAUCGCUAUUAUGAAAAAGCUGAUGAAUUUGAAGGUUGGGCUGUAGAAAUACUUGAUCGUUUUCAUCAAAGUGAUCCAUAUAUUUGUACGGAAGCGAUUAUAAGACAAACGCCAGCGUAUGGUAAUGUCACGUGGUUAGAUUUAGCUAUAAAAGCUAAUGCUAAGCAAUUUAUUGGUCAUCGAGCAGUUCAAGAAGUCCUGAAUAAUAUUUGGUUUGGCUAUAUUGAUCAAGAAGAGAGUGGGUUGAUGAUCAUUUUGUCAACAAUUAUGCCUUGGUUCAGUGGUUUUCUUCAUUAUCAUGACAAACUAGUUAAAGUCACUGAGCAGCAGACUUUGCUAGAAAACUUACUCAGUACCUCCGAUUUUUUGGAACGAACUGAAACAUCAGAUUCAACACAUUUGUCUUGCAGAGAACCAGACGAUGUUACAUCAGGUUUAAUCAAUGAUGUUACAAUCAAAGAGCCUCGUCCUGCAGAUUCCAAACAUGCUGGUCGUUUUGAAAAGACCACAACUCGAGUUAAGAAAUACUUUGGCGAUAUUUUUAAAUUUCUAAGUGCUCCAUAUGUUAAAUAUCUAUACAGUUUAUAUUGUCAUGUGGCAUUUUUAUUACUUUUCACCUAUCUAUUGUUAUGUGAUUUCUUCCCUCUUUAUGAUAUUCCAUUCGAUUCAUGUGGAGUGUCCCAUGAACUUGAAAAUGUCGCAGACUUGAAAAGCGUAACUAAAACUCAAUCGAAUCACAAUAAUGAGACUAAUAUAAAAACAACAGCUCCAUAUGGACUUCAAAAACGUGGUCAACCAGCUGUUAAGGAAUACAUCCUUUUCGUUUGGGUUUCAACAUUACUUGGGGAAGAAUUGCGACAACUGCUCACUCAAGAAUCACCGUCGAUUUAUAAAAAACUUACAACUUAUUUUAGCCCAUUUUGGAAUAAGCUCGAUGUUCUAGCUAUAUUACUUUUCUAUGUUGGUUGUGUUCUUCGAUUUCUUCCAUCUGGAGAGGGCUUUUGUGCAGCGCGCAUUGCUUUAUCGGUCGAUUUAACCCUAUGGUUCAUUCGUUCAUUAGAUAUAUUUGCAGCUAUCAGACGACUGGGCCCAAAACUUGUUAUGAUUGGUGAAAUGGUAAAUGAUUUGAAAUCUUUCAUGCUGAUAUUGAGUAUAUUUAUUUUUGGAUUUGGUGUAUGUUUCCACAGUCUUAUCUACGGUACCAAGAUAUUUAGCUGGCAUAUACCUCGCGACAUUAUAAAUCUCGCUUAUUGGCAAAUGUUUGGAGAAUUAAAUUCAUUGGAAUUAUUUGAAAAAAAUUAUCAAGCCAAUGGCUAUACUCUAUUUAUUUUGCUCGUUGUUUAUAUGACAAUUGUUAGUGUACUUUUAGUCAAUUUACUCAUUGCAAUGCUCAGUUAUAUCUUCGAUCGACUUCAUACUAAUACCGAUCAAAUUUGGAAAUUUCAACGAUAUGAACUAAUAUGCGAAUAUUUAUCUCGACCAUCGUUACCACCUCCACUCAUUCUUCUGUCUCAUGUUUGGCGAUUAGUACUAUAUACAUUGUUAAGAUGUUGCAGAUUACAUAGUUUACAAGAAAUAUAUGAUCAACAUACAAAACGAACUACAUAUAAGCUAAAGUACAACGAACAAUCUGCUUCUGUUAUCGAAAAAGCUGAAGAUGCCUAUGCUGAUGAUUAUUUUAAUCAUUCGAAACUCAGCGAACAAUUAAACGAAGAACGCGAAAUUGAUGAAGAGCCAAUUAAUAGUCCACAAGAGGUUGUGCUAAAGAAAAUACAAAUACUGGAAAGUCAAGUGCAAGUAAUUCGUGAUCAAGUAAAAGCGACACGUGAUGAACAAAAUCAAAUUUUAAACUAUCUUGAUUGUAUAAUGGAAGGUAUCAAAAAUAUGAGUGGAGUCGAUGUUAGAAUGCCUAAACGACGUCAUGUUGAAGCAGACGACUCCAUUGAUGACACAUUCAAUAAUAGCUAUUAUUCGGCAUACGAAGUUCGACGAGAUUCGCCAGUAGAACAAAUACAUGAUUCGACACCUGCCUUUCCAUAUGAGCGCUCAUAA
Rotaria socialis is the source of this 5268-nucleotide messenger RNA. NCBI's taxonomy places the organism in Eukaryota, Metazoa, Rotifera, Eurotatoria, Philodinida, Philodinidae. The record is from the annotation of a GenBank genome assembly.